This is a messenger RNA of Aedes aegypti (yellow fever mosquito), 4122 nucleotides long. RefSeq names its product glucose dehydrogenase [FAD, quinone]-like. NCBI's taxonomy places the organism in Eukaryota, Metazoa, Arthropoda, Insecta, Diptera, Culicidae. The coding region runs from base 414 to 1961 and encodes 515 amino acids. Gene Ontology annotation, molecular function: flavin adenine dinucleotide binding; ecdysone oxidase activity. The transcript has a single exon. The record is from RefSeq and is a predicted model, not a curated record.
ACUUUUGUACGGCAGAAAUUAAAAUAUUUCAUGUGUAAUGUUUCCUAUUCAAAGUAGAGUGUCCGUAAUAUGAAUCAAAACAGUAUUUUCCUAAUAAUCCCUCAUUUUUGCAUAUCCAUUCAUCAGGUAAUUUCAUUUUAAUUAUUUUUACUAAAGUCAGUAGAAAUAUUAAAAACCUACCGAUGAUUAUGGAUGUGAUACCUUGAAAUCUAAAGCCGGUCAAUAACUCCCCACCUAGAAAUAGGGGGUUCUAUAGAUAAGGAACACGGCAAUAUUUUAGCACACGGAAAGCACAAUCAAAAAAAUUCACAAAAGAAUCAUGCUACACAAAGUGGGAUGCACAAUUGUUGAAAAUUUAAACUCAUUAAUGACCAAUCAAUGGCUCGUUGUAGGUCGUAGUACUGCAGAACACUAUGAUCCGAACGGAAGUAGACUGGCAGUACGAUACGGUGCAGGCGAACGACUCCAGCCUGAGUACAGUUAACGGAACAUACUGGCCGAGAGGAAAAAUGUUGGGCGGAUCCAGUUCCAUCAAUGGGAUGAUGUACAUUCGCGGUAAUCGAGACGAUUACGACGAGUGGGAACGUUUGGGAAACACAGGAUGGGGGUGGAAUGAUGUUUUGACGUACUUUAUAAAAUCUGAAAACAACGGGAGUCCUAAAGUUUUGGAGAGCUUUGGAGGAAAAUACCAUCGCAGGGGAGGAUAUCUUGAUGUAGACUUCUACAGCGACACUAAUGUGUUCAGAGAAAUACUCAGACAGGCGACAAGAGAAGCUGGUUUUAAGCAACUGGUGGAUUUCAAUGCAGUGGAACAUAUAGGUUAUGGUCGAGCUCAGCGAACAGUACGCGGCGCAACACGUUGUAGCACUGCCAAAGCCUUUCUGAACCCUAUUCAGAACAGGCAAAACUUGCACAUUAUCAAAAAUGCGCUUGUUGUAUCUCUGUUUUUCGAUUCUGCAAAUGUAGUGCGAGGCGUCAAUAUGAUCAUCGACAAUCUGUAUUCUUUAACAGCGAUUGCAUCGAAAGAAGUUAUCCUGUCAGCGGGUGCUGUAAAUACUCCACAGCUAUUGAUGUUAUCCGGAGUGGGUAGGCGUGUGGAUUUACAACCAUUCGGUAUUCCGGUUCGUGUGGAAUUAGAUGUUGGUGGAAAUCUGCAAGAUCAUGUUUUUGUGCCAAUAUUUUUCGGACUGGGAGUGCCGAUUACCGAUAUUACAGAAAUGAGACGCGAAAAGCUGAUUAAUUUGUUUGAUUUCACUCUUCGCAAUAGAAGCGCAUACAUGUUUGAUAGAUUGAGUGAUUUCAUGGGAUUCGUGAACACAAGGGACAAUAAAGCCCAGUUUCCCAACAUACAAUUCAUGAACUUGUUGAUCCCAAAACAAGACUUCGAUGCGAUGGAAUUUUUCUCCAAAAUGGGAUUCAACAGUAACGUACUGCGUUCAAUAAGAAAUCAUAUCCAAUCGCAAGACAUGAUAGUGCCUUGGACCAUAAACAUUGAUCCGAAAUCUCGCGGGCGUCUUCGAAUCAAUUCAGCUAACCCUUUGGAUCAUCCAUCGAUUACAACCGGCUACUUUAGCAAUCCAGAAGAUUUGAUUGCAAUUCGUGACGGUAUUAGCAUACAGCAAAAACUAUUAAGCACCGAGGUGUUUCAAAAACUUCAGGCUAGCCUGUUGAGAAUCGAUAUUCCUGAGUGUGACGCAUUUGAGCUCUAUCCGGACGAUUACUGGGAAUGUUACAUACGGCACAUGAGUACGACCUUGUAUCACCCUGUGGGAACGGCUAAAAUGGGACCAUGGAACGAUCCGACGGCGGUUGUAGAUUCGGAUUUGAACGUGUAUGGGGUCGAAGGAUUGCGAAUCGUGGAUGCGAGCAUAAUGCCUACCGUGCCCAGCGGAAACACAAAUGCUCCGACCAUAAUGGUUGCGGAGAAAGCUUCGGAUAUAAUAAAGAAGAAGUAUUUAUGAAGCUUUAUAAACUGUGAUAUGUAUACAUCGACUUUUUCUUACGAUCACUAUGAGGGGGUCGUAAAACGAAUUGGUCGUAAACAUUGUUCAAAUUUGUUAUGAAUAAAUACUUCAGACAUACCUUUAAAAGGUUGAUCAUUUCAGGGCUCUCGAAGAGUGCUCACACGAAUAACACCAAACACUUGUUUAAGGUUAUUUUUCACAAUUCUAGGAGAAAAAUUAUUCUAGUCGUCGCCUGGAAUAUGUUUUGGAACUUUUUGAGGACGCCCAAAUUUUUAUCUGUGAUUACUCUAGACAUUCAAAAACGAGACGCGACAAAUAAUAUUUAUCGUCAAAAAAGCAUAAACAUUACCUUUCUGUCAACCGGUUUCGGGCGCGAUUGAUCCCAUCUACGUGACAAUGUUCAACCUCCUAGAAUUUAUCCUAAGAUUCCUUUAGAAUUUAUCCUCAAAUUAUCAAGAUUUUUAUCAAAAAUGCCUCUGGCGCUCCACUAGGUGUUCUAAGAAUGUAUCCGGAAGUAUCUCCUGGUAUUUCGAAAAUACUGAUCACGAUAGGCGGCAUUUGAGUUGAAGAGCUUCAGCUAGUUCAGAUCCUACUUUUUUGGAAGAAAGUUGCAGUGGCGUAGCUAGAGUUUUUUGGGCCCAGUGCGGAGUCAUAUUUGGGGGCCUUUUAAAUAGGGGUAUGUGUCACUAAGCUAACGUUCAAUUGACAUGUGACUAGUCAAUUAAAUGAAAUCAUAAUAUCCUUUCAAUCAAUAUUAAGAUUUGCGAUUGGAAAUAAUAAAACUUGUGUUCAUCUAAUUGUAAAAGUCUUUUUCAACGUCAAUUGAUGAAGAAUAAUAUGACGAUACGACCACUUCAGGGCUGGUAGCGGCUAAGUGUCUUAGAUUAUGCAAUUUAGAGAGCUCAUGCCAGAAAAACGUGACUGAACAGGAACCACGUUUUAGUCAGAAUUUCUCAGAGAAUUCAUCAAUAUAUUUCUCGAACAAGGUUGAUAAAUAUUCCUGUGGGAAUUCCUCGUGACGUUAUGCUAAAUAUUAGUACAUGUAUUUAAUUUUUUUCUGGAAUUUCAUCAGAAUGUAAUUUAGGUAUCUGUUUAAACUUUCGUUCAGCUAUUAUUUCGAACAUUUUUUCAGGAGCUCAUAAGGCGAUUUAUAAAUUUCCUAAGUAAUAUUUCCAGAUUUUUGUUCAAAAUUCCUUUAAGAAUUCAUCCAAAAAUUCUUCCAAGGAAACCUACAACAAUUGAUGUUUCUCUGAUCUCAUCCAGCGAUUCUCCCAUAGAUUUCAGAAAUUAAUCAUAUUCUCUGCAGAGAAUCUCCCUGGAAUUUUUUAGAACCUUAUUUGUUUAAUAUUCAAAAUAGAAAUUUGCCCAAAGCUACCUUGCAUUACUUCUCCCAAGUUUUUUUUUUUUUUGAAGUCUUCAAUAGGUUCUUCAAUUUUUAUUUUCAGGGAAUUCAUCUAAAAUUUCUCUUAAUACGGCCAAACCUCUUUUUACGCUUUCUUUUUUUACGCUCCCUCUUUUUGUGCCGCCUCCAUUUACGCUCCAAAUUCCAACUUACACUCCUGUCUGAUAACGACGCACGAGAACCAUUGUAGUAAUGCAUAUAUUUCUGGAACAGGACCGAUGAGGAGAUACCGGAAAUCGAUGUCUGGCAUCAUUUUGGAAUCCAGGAUGACGACUUCCGGUUUGUGAAAACCAUUUUAAACCCAUGCAAUAUGGGUAUUUUUGGAACGGGACCAAUGAGUAGAUGCCGGAAAUUGAUGUCUGAUGCUAUUUUGGAAUCAAAGAUGGCGACUUCCGGUUUGCGAAAAUCAUUUUAAACCCAUGCAAUAUGGGUAUUUUUGGAACGGGACCGAUGAGUAGAUGCCGGAAAUCGAUGUUUGACAUCAUUUUGGAAUCCAGGAUGGCGACUUCUGGUUUGUGAAAAUCACUUUAAACCCAUGCAAUAUGAGUAUUUUUGGAACGGGGCCGAUGAGUAGAUGCUGGAAAUCGAUGUCCGACAUCAUUUUGGAACCCAGGAUGGCGAAUUCUGACGUUUUAAUCGAUAUUCCCCGUUCCAAAACCAAACCGGCAGUCACCAUCUCGGAUUUCAGAAUGGCGUCAGACAUCGAUUUCCUGCAUAUACUCUUCUGUUCCGUUCCAAAAAUAUCCAUAUUGCAUG